This is a messenger RNA of Salvia hispanica, 3500 nucleotides long. RefSeq lists its product as uncharacterized. The record is from RefSeq and is a predicted model, not a curated record. NCBI's taxonomy places the organism in Eukaryota, Viridiplantae, Streptophyta, Magnoliopsida, Lamiales, Lamiaceae.
GUUGUACCACGCCGUAUAGCUGAACAAACCCACACCGCCAUGGAAAUUUCUCAUUCUCCCCUCUCUCUCUAGAAAAAGAGAUGCAAUCGGAGGAGCAUUCUUCUUCUUCUUCUGCUGCUGCUGCGGACGCGCUUUGACCAAUGGGCUGCAGCGCGUCGAAGGAGGACGAUUUACCGCUCGUAAUCCGCUGCCGCGAGCGGCGCGAGCUCGUGCGCGCCGCCGCCAACCACCGCUACGCCCUCGCCGCCGCCCACGUCUCCUACUUCCGCUCGCUCAAGGAGGUCGGCGACGCGCUCCGGAAGUUCGUAGACGAGGAGCUCAUCACCGCGCCGUCGUCGUCGUCGUCCUUCUCCUCGCCGUCGAUCACCCUGUCCCCGAGCUCGAAGAAGAACCGUGGCAAUGGCGCCGAAUCUCCCCUGCAUUUGCACAGCGGCGACGAAUCCGAGUCGCAUUUGAAUCUAUCGGAUUCCUCCGAUGAGGAAGAUGACAGUUCCGAAGAUCACAAUCACAAUCAACACCAUCACUACGGCGGAUUCGAUGGCAACGAAGCGCGGCAGCAUAAUCAACACGGCAAUCACGCGGAAGAGAGAGCUAGGAAUUUGAAUAACGAGGAUGGAUUUUAUCCCUCUCGUUUCCCACACGAUACUUACACUGGAUAUAGUAACGGUUUUUUAAGUGACCCGUUCGCCAAUCCGAAUCCGAAUCCGUAUCCGUAUCAGUACCCGAUUCCACCGCGCGAGCCCUAUCCGGAUCCGUGGAAUCAGCAAGGGGCCGCGGCGGCGCAAUCCUGGUUUUUCUCAGGUAACCCUAACGUGUACUACAUGAAGAAAUCAGCUCCGGCGGCUAAAACGGUGGUUCAGGAUCCGCCGAGUUACGGAUACUCCGAUUCGUACUGGAAUUCUCCGGCGGGGUAUGGUGGUAAUUACGGCUAUAAUCCGGCGGGUUCGCCUCUGAGGAUGGAUGAUAGGGAAAUUGGGAGAGGGAAACCGGAGAAGGAGCCGCCGCCUCCGCCUUCGCCGAAGGUUUCGGCGUGGGAUUUCUUUGAUCCGUUCAGUGCGGCUGAAAUCGGGUACGGUAGCUAUUACUCAGGAGGCGGGUAUGGUUACGGGUCGAAUUACAGCAGUCCGGAUUCGACGGAGGUGAGGGAGAGAGAGGGGAUACCUGAAUUGGAGGAGGAAACUGAGAGUGAAGUGUAUAAGGAGGCUAUUAAUGGGGGCAAAGUGAGUUCUGCUGGGAGCAGUCCUCAUUCUAGGCCAGCGCGGAGAGAUAAGGAGACGAGUUCAAGAUCAGUGCCGAUGCAUAGGAGUGAGAAUGGUAAUUUGAGAUCAAAGCCGCCGCAGAGAAGUGAGUUCAGCUCAAGGUUGCAUAGAGGUGAGGAUAGUUCAAGAUCAGUGCCAUCUACCAAAAGCAAGGGCAGUUCUAGAUCAGCUUCACUGCACAAGAUUGAUAGUAGUUCGACGUCUUUUCCUUCUUGGAGUAGUGAGGAGAGUGAGAAACCAUCCAUGCCACCGUAUAACGAUGGGAACCAUCCCAAGCCAUCAGUGGCUUCACAUUAUGGAGAAGAGAGUGUGAAGCCAUCAAUAUCAACAACCCCACAUGGUGAGGGGGCAUCGUGGGUAGAUGGGGAAACCGCUUCGAUUAGUUUAACGGAUGAGAAAAGCAGCUCGGAUCAUAUAGUGGUGAAGAGUGUGGAUGAGGGUGCUGGCAAGAAGAAAGGAGUGACAUUUGAUGUGGAGGAGACGUCAAAGCAGGAUGGCGAUUCUUCAAAGUUCAGUAGUGUUACUCUGUCGUCGCCUCGUGGCACAAGGGAUCUGAGGGAAGUUGUUGCUGAGAUUAGAGAUGAUUUUGAGACUGCUUCUAGCUAUGGGAAAGAGGUGGCCAUGAUGCUUGAAGUUGGGAAGCUGCCUUAUCAGCCUAGCUUUCUAAAAGUAAUGAUGUCCCGGAUAUUGUAUCUCAUACACCCGUCGACGACAUUGUGGGAUUCCCCCUCAAAGGAAUCUGCAAAGUUAGCUUCCAGCACUAUGAAGAUGGCAAAAUCUUACUUUGAAGAUGUUGGGAAUGAUGUAAACUCAAUGGCUUGUAACCUCUCGUCUACUAUGGAUAAGCUAUAUGCUUGGGAGAAGAAGUUAUGCAAGGAAGUGAAGGAUGAAGAAAGAAUCCGGACCAUGUAUGAGAAGCAGCACAGGAGGUUAAAAACCUUAGAUGAGGAAGGAGCCGAAGCUCGAAAGAUGGAUGCUGCUCGGGCUUCUAUCAGAAGAUUACUUACAAAGCUUGAUGUUAGCGUCAAAGCGAUUGAUUCCAUUUCAAGCAGAAUACACAAGCUUAGAGAUGAAGAAUUGCAGCCCCAGCUUGCUGAAUUAGUUCAUGGGCUUACCAGAAUGUGGAAGGCAAUGCUUAAGUGCCAUCAAAAGCAGUUCCAAGCUGUUAUGGAGAGUAGAAUGCGGAGGCUUAAAUUAAAUAUUGAUCAGCAGGCAGAUUCAAGUUCGCGGGCUGCUACUGAGCUUGAAAGGGAGCUUCGUGUAUGGUGUGGACGUUUUAAUGAUUGGAUUCGCUUUCAAAGGUCUUAUGUUGAGUCCUUGAACGAGUGGCUUAUUCGCUGUCUUCAGUACGAACCAGAAGAGACCCCAGAUGGACCCAUUCCCUAUUCCCCAGGAAGGCUUGGAGCUCCUCCCAUCUUCGUAAUUUGCAACGAUUGGCACCAGGCAAUGGAAGCCAUCUCUGAGUCGAGGGUGGCAAGUGCCAUGAAUACUUUUGCGUCAAGCUUACACCAGCUAUGGGAAAAACAAGAUGACGAGGGGCGUCAAAGGCUGAAAGCAGAGUAUCUUUCAAAGGAUUACGAGAAACACCUCAGAGCAAAUCGUAUGGAGAGGGGGAAAAUAGAUCGAGAUCAAGAUGCAAUAUCAGUGAUCCCAUCGGAUAAUAAUAGUGGGGUGUCGGCUCUGGAUGACCUGAAGGUGGACUUGGAUUCCAUGAAACACAAAUUGACCGAAGAGAGGCUGAAGCACAAGGAUGCUAUGAAAUUGGUGCAUGACGCAGCUGCUGGGAGUUUAAAGGGCGGUCUAGUCCCGAUUUUCAAGGCCUUGGAGAUCUUCACCUCAGAAGCUGUCAAAGCUCACGAACACGUCAGAGUGAAGCAACCUGGGAAGGCCUCUUGACGAGGCGCUCCACGCCUAUAGCCAGUUGGUGUUCCUGUUCAAGCCAGUCGGUGAAGGAAACAUGUAAAUUGUUCAGUUGUUGCAGAAGCAGAUGAGAUGGAAGAAUUUUGUAGCCAAAUUUGUUUUAGGCAACUAGUUUUAGUCGGGGGCGUGCCAGCUGGAGACGGUCCUCUCUCAGCUCGUGCUGGUAAAGAUCGAUAUGGGAGAAUUCGUGACUGUUCGUGGAGGCCUGCAGAUCAGUAUCAGUUGCGGUAACGCCCUUUUUAUAGCCAAGGAGUAUAGUUUUUCCUUAGUUUUGUACAGAGAUUUCAUUUAUUUAUUGAUUUGCUGGGUUCGUUCUUUAAA